This is a messenger RNA of Tarenaya hassleriana, 1296 nucleotides long. RefSeq names its product probable pectinesterase 68. The record is from RefSeq and is a predicted model, not a curated record. Gene Ontology annotation, biological process: cell wall modification. Bases 64 to 1152 code for a protein of 362 amino acids. NCBI's taxonomy places the organism in Eukaryota, Viridiplantae, Streptophyta, Magnoliopsida, Brassicales, Cleomaceae. Gene Ontology annotation, molecular function: pectinesterase activity. The transcript is spliced from 5 exons.
GACCGUUACUCACCAACACUAUUCCACACUAUCUGCCCGUUGAUUUCUCAGUUCACAGUCACUAUGGCGAAUCUCAGACAUUCACAUUCUCAUUCCCGUUUCUCAAGUUUGUGUUUAUUAUUCAUUGUAUUGAAUUUCUUAUCAUUUCGCAAUUCAUUUGUUGCAGCAUGCUCGAACGCCACAGCAGAGCACCAACGCCACGGCCACCACCACAAGUGGGUGGGACCUGUCGGCCGCCGUGUCAUCACCAUCGACGUCAAUGGAGGCGGUCAGUUUCGCUCCGUCCAAGACGCAGUCGAUUCCGUUCCCAAGAACAAUAACAUGACCAUCAUCCUCAAGAUCAGUCCCGGAUAUUACAAAGAGAAGGUGGUGGUUCCGGCGACGAAACCGUACAUAACAUUUGAGGGGGCGGGGAGGGAGGUGACGGUGAUAGAGUGGCACGACCGUGCGUCAGACCGAGGCCCGGACGGCCAACAGCUCCGUACGUACCACACGGCCUCCGUCACAGUAUUCGCCAAUUAUUUCUCCGCCAGGAAUAUCAGCUUCAAGAAUACAGCGCCGGCGCCGAUGCCAGGGAUGGAAGGGUGGCAGGCGGUGGCAUUCAGGAUAGCAGGGGACAAGGCUUACUUCUCCGACUGCGGAUUCUACGGAGCACAGGACACACUCUGUGACGACGCCGGCCGCCAUUACUUCAAGCGCUGUUACAUCCAAGGCUCUAUCGACUUCAUCUUCGGCAACGGCCGCUCCAUGUACAAAGAGUGCGAGAUACACUCGAUAGCAAGGAGAUUCGGGUCGAUAGCGGCGCAGGACAGGAGGUCGAAGGAUGAGAGAACGGGUUUCACAUUUGUGGGAUGUCGUGUGACGGGAAAGGGGCCUUUGUACGUGGGACGUGCCAUGGGUCAGUACUCUCGCAUCGUCUACGCUUACACUUUCUUCGACGUUCUUGUCGCUCCCGGCGGCUGGGACGCUUUGGACCGUACCGGCAACAAGACCAAGACGGUGUAUUUCGGGGUAUACAAGUGCUGGGGUCGAGGAGCAGCAGCGACGAGAGGAGUGUCAUGGGCGAGAGAGUUGGACUACGACUCCGCCCAUCCUUUCCUUGCCAAGAGCUUUGUCAACGGCCGCCAUUGGAUCUCCCCUCAGGACGCUUAGCCUCCCCCUUUUUUACUUCCCAUUCCAUUCCAUUCCAUUUAUUCUUUCCCUUUUUUUAUUAUAGAAAAUUUGUAAUCGAAUUCCAUUUUUUGUUGACCGGCCAGAGCCCUAUGAAACGAGCAUCCAACGGAAUUGUCCCGACCA